Molecule: messenger RNA, 1176 nt
Organism: Neodiprion virginianus
Lineage: Eukaryota; Metazoa; Arthropoda; Insecta; Hymenoptera; Diprionidae
Exons: 6
Coding region: 1-1176 (391 amino acids)
Biological process (GO): sensory perception of smell; detection of chemical stimulus involved in sensory perception of smell
Cellular component (GO): plasma membrane
Molecular function (GO): olfactory receptor activity; odorant binding
Source: RefSeq, a predicted model, not a curated record
AUGCCGGAACAAAAAUCUUUCGACAAUGCGGCGGGUAUAAUCAAAUUUUCUCUUCAAUUUUUCGGCGUCCUUCCUCUGAACGGACCUCCAACCAUUUGGAAAAAACAACUCAGUAAAUUUCUAACUGCUUUUACAAUUUUGUGCGUCAGUAGCAUCAUCGUUCAAGUCAUUCAUCUCCUGCUCUCUACGAAUCUUGGCGUCGAUAAGUCAAUCGACACCUUGAACACUGUAGCCGCAGUAGCUGGAGGAGGACUUCGAAUGAUCUUCAUUGCCUGGAAUCGCAAUAAAAUAUGGCGUCUGAUGUCGACGUGUGAGGCCUUGUGGCAAGACGCAAGCCCGAUCGAGUUGAGGAUCAUUUCUGUAUGGACGAAUCGAGCAAAAUUGCUUAGUCUUAGCCUGUGCCUAACGACAGUUGUUGGAGCCGCCAUGUGGAUAUUUUCCCCCAUAAUCAAGCAGGUUACACCGGGUGCAGUUGUCAGCAGCAGGUCUUGGCCAUACCAAAUAAAUAUGGACUCUUCACUGUCUCCACGAUAUGAAAUUAUCUACGCCGUUCAAUCAGCUUCCGCUGUCGUCUGCCUCUGCUCAAUAAUUGGCUGCGAUCUUGUCUCACCAUUUUUGGCUCUAAACGUUUGCGGACAGCUCAAACUGAUCCAAAGCUGGCUGGCCAAUAUUGCCAAGAAAGAGUCAGAACACGAUGAACGACGCAUAGAUCGAUAUGUUGAAAAAACUCUGAGAAAGUGCACUUUGCGGCACCAAAUCGUAAUGGAUUUUUGCACGCAAUUGGAGGAAUCUGUUUGCUACUCUAAUUUGGCGCAAGCUAUGGGCGGACUUUACAUGCUGGGCAUUUCAGCGGCAAGACUGACGAGGAUCCAAGGAUCGGAAAUUUUCCAAUUCUUUAGCACCUUCUCCUUGGCCAUUGGUCAACUGUUCAUCUCAUGUUGGCCAGCGGAGUGCCUCAUCACCGAAGUCAUGGAGAUACUAGGAAGCUUGAUUUCAGAUCAUCUCUUCUGCGAUGUCAUUAUUCAUGUUGCUGAGGACCAUCUAUUCUACCACGUUUUACAAAAGUUCGUAUUCACGUUAAGACAUGCAAAUUUGGAAAUUCCCGUGCAGUGUAAGAAAAAGGAUAGUCACUACAGGGCAUACUGUCCUAUCUAUAGCUGCCACAAGUGCAGUUAA